AUUUGAAUUUGAUCCAUCUAUUUGUUUUAAAUAAUAAAUGACUCUCCUAUAAAUUUACAAUAAAAAACACGUGUACAUAGUACGAAAUACACAGUUGAGUGGUGAUUUAUGAACGGGGAUUAAAGGACAGCAAAUUACAAAAGAACCAUUUUGUUAUUUUUCCUUCCAAACCAAUGCUUGUUUGAUGAUGUCAAUGCUAGAUCCAUUUCCUUUUGGGUACAAUAAUACGAGUCAAUGUACCUGGACACCAUCUUCACAUGAGAUGCUAACACCUUAUAACAUCCUCAAACCCUUCCAUUUUCCCCAAAUCCCUUUAGCAAGCAGAGUCCGCCGUGCUCUGACGUCGAGGAUCCCGGCAAUCAUGGCUUCCGAGUCAUCCGCCGCCGCGGCCGUAACUCGGCCGCAGCCCAUUUCGACUCAGAGCGGCGCUCCUCAGCCUGUCCAGGUCGCAAAGCGUCUCGAAAAGUUCAAAACGACAAUCUUCACCCAAAUGAGCAGCCUCGCCAUCAAGCACAACGCCAUCAACCUCGGACAAGGCUUCCCCAAUUUCGACGGCCCCGAUUUCGUCAAGGAGGCCGCCAUCCAAGCCAUCCGUGACGGCAAAAACCAAUACGCCCGAGGCUACGGAGUCCCCGACCUAAACCUCGCCAUCGCCAACCGUUUCAAAAAAGAUACAAACCUCUCAAUCGACCCCGAGAAAGAAGUCACCGUCACCUCCGGCUGCACGGAGGCAAUCGCCGCCACAAUCCUCGGGCUAAUAAACCCCGGGGACGAAGUUGUCAUUUUCGCCCCAUUCUACGACUCGUACGCGGCUGCGCUAUCCAUGGCAGGCGCAGAACUAAAAUCAAUCACCCUAAAACCCCCGAACUUCUCCCUCCCGAUCGACGAGCUAAAAUCGACUGUCUCGAAAAAAACCCGCGCGAUUUUAAUGAACACUCCCCACAACCCGACGGGCAAAAUGUUCACGCGUGACGAGCUCGACGAGAUCUCGUCCUUAUGCGUCGAGCACGACGUGCUCGUUUUCUCGGACGAGGUUUACGACAAGUUGGCUUUCGAGAUGGAUCACGUCUCGAUCGCGUCACUUCCCGGGAUGUUCGAGCGGACGGUGACUAUGAACUCUCUAGGGAAGACUUUCUCGUUAACGGGCUGGAAGAUUGGGUGGGCCGUAGCCCCGGCCCAUUUGACGUGGGGAGUGAGGCAGGCCCAUUCUUAUUUGACCUUCGCGACGUCGACGCCUAUGCAGUGUGCUGCGGUUGCGGCGCUUAACGCGCCCGACUCGUAUUACGAGGAGCUGAGGAGGGAUUACUUGGCGAAGAAGGAGAUUCUGGUGGAGGGGUUGAAGGGAGUGGGGUUUGAGGUUUAUCGGUCGAGCGGGACGUAUUUUGUGGUGGUGGAUCAUACGCCGUUUGGGAUGGAUGAUGACGUGGCAUUUUGUGAGUAUUUGAUUAAGGAGGUUGGGGUUGUGGCUAUACCGACGAGCGUGUUCUAUUUGGAUUCGGAGGAAGGGAAGAAUCUGGUGAGGUUUACCUUUUGUAAGGAUGAAGGAACUCUCAGGGCUGCGGUCGAGAGGAUGAAGGCGAAGCUGGUGGUGAAGAAAUGAGUGAAUGGUGGUGUUUUGUGCUGUGGUUUGUCGGGUAAUUUUUUCCUUUAUGCAUUUGCUUGGUGAAAAUUUAUGGAUUACAACAGUUCAAGACUCGUAAUUUCCACGUUACUUAGUGUGUUUGGUAUGUAACGUAAGCUAGCUUAUGAGUUUAUAUAGAGGGAUUAUGAGCUUCUUGUAUUCAAACAGGUCUCAUCGUCUGGUUUGGCAGAGAUUUUUUUUUUUUUUUUUUNAUAAGUUGGAAUGGAGCUAAUCUGGACAUG
Messenger RNA from Striga asiatica, 1863 nucleotides. Lineage: Eukaryota; Viridiplantae; Streptophyta; Magnoliopsida; Lamiales; Orobanchaceae. The record is from the annotation of a GenBank genome assembly.